This is a messenger RNA of Capra hircus (goat), 2670 nucleotides long. RefSeq names its product CD48 antigen. Bases 54 to 1151 code for a protein of 365 amino acids. The record is from RefSeq and is a predicted model, not a curated record. NCBI's taxonomy places the organism in Eukaryota, Metazoa, Chordata, Mammalia, Artiodactyla, Bovidae. The transcript has 7 exons.
GGGAGCAAGCAGAGGAGGAGCCAGAGUCUAACACAGUCAGCAGGCAGUCAGUCAUGGACUCCUUAUGCAGCAGCUGGCUCCCCACCCAGACACUGAUUCUCCAAAUCAGUCUCAUUUUUGGCUUAGCUAGUCCGUCACCAGAUUCUCAAGCUGUCAAAUACCCCAGCUCUUCCUGCACAUUGAAAAGGACUGUGGGGACAUCUGUCCAGCUGACACUGACCUCCCCUUUGGAUCCUAACAUCCGAGAGAUUGAGUGGAAUUGGCAACCUGAGGAUGAUGAGAAAACACGGCUUCUAGUGUCCUGGAAGCCUCAGAUCCCUAAUCCUGACUGGUAUGAUCUUGAAGAAAUAUACAAGCACAGACUCAACCUAACAGAGAUGGCUUUCUUGAGCAUCAGGAACCUCACCAUGGAAAUGAGUGGACUAUAUACAGCAAAAAUCAAAUUCAACUCAGGAAAAUCAAAUGAGGAAGCAUUUAGACUCUGUUUAUAUGAUCCCAUCCCCCACCCCCAGAUCCAGAUUCGUUCAUCAUCUAACACAUCUGUCUGGUGCAACAUCAGUCUAGAAUGUGAGAUCCCAGGAAACACAGGGAACCUGACAGUGACCUGGCUAAGCCAGGGCUUCUCCAGGCACCUGGAGCAGAGAGGGAUACCCCCCAACUCCAGGAACCUAAGCCUGAGCCUGCCUAUAAGCCAUGUCAACAGUCACCUCACCUGUGUGGUUAACAACUCUGCAGAAGAGAAGAAUGCAACCUUGCACCUGGAGGACAUCUGUCCCUGGAGGGGUUCUCUUCAGAGCAAAUGGCGUUGGCUUGGCAUCCUUCUCAUGGCUCUGAUGGUGAGCCUAGGGGCCGGAGUGUGGAUCUGGAUAAGAAAGAAGAUGCAGACCAGGAGAGGUGAGUCCACUCUCCUGCCAGAGGCUCCAGGCAUGAAAGCUACUCCCCAGGCCCUUCCCACAGAGGAAUCUGCUAACCUUCAGACUGGUGUGACCAACAGCCUAGACUCUGCCUAUGAAGAGAUCAGCUUCCUGAGACACCUUAAGAAAGACUCGGAGAAGGGCAACUGCCACUCACAUAACCCUGAGCGUACUUCAGCCGUCCACACUAUCUACGAGAAGAUCCGGAGAAGUCCAAAACCCCAGGGUGAUGCUUAGCCCAUGAUAAAACCAGAGCAUGAGGGGGACCUUGGCAAGGUCUGUCCCAUCCAUUUACCCCUUUACCCUUGGGCCCCCAAAGAUCCCUCCUAAAGGUGGAGCUGGGACUAGAGCCUAGAUCUUCCUGAACAAUCUCACUGAGCUGCUCUCCCAAGUUCCUACCAAAAUUUUCUCGCAUCACAGAUGGUAGGUGGUGGCUCUUCCAGUUAAAUAACCAAAUAUGAGAAGCAAAGCCUUCAGCCUUCAGCCUUCAGCCACACUUUGGACCUGUGAACCUCUUAACCCUGUUAGGGUAUACUCAUGGUCAGGUAGGACCUGCACAGGGAUAGUGGAGGGAAAGAGAUGAUUUCUCUGAACAGGGAGGAACUUGGGGCCUCUGAGAAGGAUGAGCCUUGUGGGGAGGACCUUCAGGGUUUCACAGUCAGCUCACCACUAUGAAGAGUGAAAAGAACGGCCCUUGACUAUUAUAAAAAAGAGGCCUGUAGGUACAAGAUUCAAGGUCAGCUGCAUUGUAGAGGGGAGUGGUGGAAAGAGAAGUAAACUGGUUUUUUUGUCUUUUUUUUUUUUUUAGCUCUGUCAUAUACUAGAGUUAAUUAUAGACACAGGAAAUGUACUAUCUAGGUUCUCAAAGUUCAAUUCACACACUCUUAUAUUUUCAAUAAAUUAUACAUGCUUGCACAAAAGUCAAAAGGCAUAUCUUAUUGAAAUAAUAAUUCUUCAUCAUUUUAUUGUUAUUAAAAAUGGGGUCUUGUUCCCCUUGUGUAUUCUAAUUUUAUUAAGAUAAUACAUAUGAAUCAUAUAUUAAGCCAUGUUAUUCAAUGUCUCUACAGUUUGUAACAGUUUUUCAUUUGAUCCCUUUGAAUUCAGGGAUAAAUAAAAAUGUUAACAAAUGAUUAUAACUUAUGCUUCCUUCUUUCCAAUGUUUAUGCUUCAUUCUCUUUUCUUAUCUAAUUGAAUUGGCUAAUACUUCCAAAGCCAUGUUAAAUUAUCAUGAAGAUUAUCCUUAUAUUGUUCCUAACUCUAAUAUAAAUGCUUCUAGUGUUUCUCCAUUAAGCACGAUUUUGUGUUUUGGGUACGGCAUAUCUGCGGUAUCAUGUUAAGGAAGUAUAUAUUUAGUCUUAUUUUAUCUCAUAUUUUAUCAAGAAUUUUACCAAGAAUAAUGUAUUAAAUUGUAUUGUUUCCCACUUAUCACCUGUGAAGAUAGCAUAUGGUUUUCUUUUUUAAUCCAUUAAUAAUAAAUUAAUAGAUGUCUUAGGAUUGAACUAUUUCAAUAUUAGAAUAAAUCUCAGUUAAUGUGUAUUAUUUUUUUAAUGUGAUAGUGUUUGACAAUAUCUUUAUUUAGGAUUUUUGCAUCCUUAUUCAUAAAUGAACUUCUCUUGCACUUUCUUUCGUGGUUUUUUGGUCAGUUUGGUAUUUGUGUCAUGCUUAUUAAAGAUCCCUUUAUCCUCAUUUUGUGUAAUAAUUUAAAAUUUGCUUUAUAGUUAAAAAAAGAUUUUUUUUAAGAAAAUGGUUCUCGUUA